Molecule: messenger RNA, 1436 nt
Organism: Paramecium pentaurelia
Lineage: Eukaryota; Ciliophora; Oligohymenophorea; Peniculida; Parameciidae
Source: the annotation of a GenBank genome assembly
AUGAAUUAAGAAAAAAAGUCCUUCUUUGAUUUUACCUCUCCUUUUGAGUUGAAAAGGCCUAUUGAAAUAUUUUCAAAAUCCUUAAAGGAUCAAUUUUAUAUUCUCAAAAAUGAUAAGUUUAAGUUAAAGACUCUAGUACUUCAACGAAAUUACUUGAUCAAAUUUAGUUCUAAGGUAUAAUCUAUUUUAAUAUUUCAAAGAAAUCGAACCAAAAAUAUUACAAUAUUACAAAUGCUUUACUUGAAUUAGUGAAUCAUACUCAAUUAGGAACAGGAAUUUCAAUAACUAAAAACGGAGCAAAUUUUACAUUUUAUGGAAUUGUUGACCAUUGGUACUCUUAUAUGAAAAAAUGGUGUAUAUAACCAAACUUUUAGAAAGAGUACUGCAUGAUUAAACUAGUUGGAAAGGGCAGUUUUGCUAAGGUAAAAGGAAAAUUGAUCUUUUAGGUUUAUAAAAUUUAAAGUUUAAGUGAUAAAAAAGAAUUUGCUGUGAAGUUAUUUGAUAAAACCACUUUUAAAACACAAGAUAGACCAGCUUUACUUAAAGAGAUUGAAUUAAUGAGAAUAAUGAAUAAUAAAAAUGUUGUUUCAAUUCUUGAGACAUAUGAAAACGAACAAUAUAUAUUUAUUGUAUAAGAAUUAUUCAAUGGAGGAGAGCUUCAUUAAGAAUUGAAAAAGACUCGAACUUUUUCAGAAUAUGGAGCUUUCAUUAUUAUUUAAUAAGUGAUUGAAGCUUUACAAUAUAUACAUUCUCAUGGUAUAAUUCAUAGAGACAUAAAACCUGAAAAUAUCAUUUUGAGAGAGUAAGGAAUGAUAGAAUAGGUAGUGUUAGCUGAUUUUGGAUUGGCUGAUUAUUUUAGAAAGGAUUGUAAAUAUAUGUUUACUAGAUGUGGUACUCCUGGAUUUGUAGCACCAGAAUUAUUGCAAGAUAAAAUUUAUGAUUAUAAAGUUGAUAUAUAUAGUUGUGGAAUACUUUUCUAUUAUUUGUUAGUAGGCAAAGGACCAUUUGAUUCAAAUAAUUAUGAUUAGACAGUUAUGGCAAAUUUUAAUGGAUGGGUAGACUUAACAAAAUUACAAUUUUCAAUUGAAUGUCUUGAAUUAUUAAGAGGAAUGCUAGACCCAAACCCUAUCAAAAGAUAUUCAAUAGAUCAAAUUAAAUAAAGUUAAUUCUUUAGAAAACAUUAAACAGUUUUCUAAUAAUAUGGAAGUUAGAGCAGUUUAGGCAGUAUACCAUCUUAAGGGGACUCAAGAACAACUUCACCAUUAUAAAGUCCAAAAUAAGAGGCUAAAUCCCCUAAUGAUUAUAAGAGUAGAUUUGUAAAUCCAUAUGCCUCACCUCUGUAAUCACCAACUAGAUAAAAUGCUCCAAGUUUCUCUCCUUUAUAAGGUCCAUUUGGGAAGACUUAAAAUUUACAAAGAAUACCAAUACAAAUAUGA